Messenger RNA from Kuraishia capsulata CBS 1993, 1908 nucleotides. RefSeq lists its product as uncharacterized. Bases 1 to 1908 code for a protein of 635 amino acids. The record is from RefSeq and is a predicted model, not a curated record. The transcript has 2 exons. Lineage: Eukaryota; Fungi; Ascomycota; Pichiomycetes; Pichiales; Pichiaceae. Gene Ontology annotation, molecular function: protein binding.
AUGACUGUUCCGGAAUCUAUGAUGAGGACCCCGAAGAGGGCUCAGUCUGCGCUUUCGAAUGCCUCCAACGGAGCUGGUGCCGACUUCACUGACUCCAGAAAGAGGCAGUCGAAGAAGGACGAGGCUAUUAGAAGAAAAAUUGAGAAUGACCUCAGAAAGAGAAAAAACACCAACAUGACAGAUCUGCAAGGGUCUCCCAGAAAUUUAAGAAGAAGACCGGGUAAUUAUACUCCCGGUACCGUGAUGUUCCUUAAGCCCUCUGAGCCAAUCGUGUGCAGACCUUCCUACACUGUGUUUGAGGCUGCCCAGUUGAUGUCACUGAAAAAAGAGAACUGCAUUCUUGUUGUUGACGAAGAUGAGGAGCUUUUGGGAAUUUUCACUGCAAAGGACUUGGCUUUCCGUAUUGUUGGCUCCAAUUUGAAUGCUAACACCACCAUGAUCGAGGAAAUCAUGACUCCAAAUCCAAUGUGUUGCAAGACCUCGACUUUGGCUUCAGAUGCUCUGAAUCUAAUGGUAGGAAGAGGCUUCAGACAUUUGCCAGUUAUCAACGACUCGAACCAGAUUGUCGGUGUAUUGGACAUCACCAAGUGCUACAACGAGGCCAUGAUCAAACUGGAGAGGAUGUACGAAAGUUCCAAGAAACUUUACGAUGCCAUGGAGGGUGUUAAUGCUGAGAUGGGUGGUGUUUCAUCCCAGCCGGCCCAUGUGAUCAAAUACUUUGAUAACUUGAAGUCUCUCAUUGAUGGGCCUACUCUUAACUCUGUGCUGGACGAUUCGACACUUCCAAUCUACAUUGAUAUCAGGGCUUCAGUAUUUGAUGCUGCCAACGCGAUGAAGGACAAUCACACCACCGCGGUUUUGGUGAAGGACUCGCAAAAAUUUGAUGAGGUUACUGGUAUCUUCACCUCGAAAGAUGUGGUUUUGAGAGUAAUCGCAGCUGGUUUAGACCCCAGAACAUGCUCUGUUAUCAGGGUCAUGACCCCCAAACCAGAUUAUGCUAGCGGAGGACUUUCUGUUCAUCAGGCGCUAAGAAAGAUGUUUGACGGUCACUACCUGAAUCUGCCAGUUAUCGACGAAGAUAGCAGCGAGAUCGUUGGAAUCGUUGAAGUUUUGAAACUUACCUAUGCAACUCUGAACCAGCUCAAAUCAGUACAAUCCUUUGGAGGAGACUCUGUUAGCGGAAGCGAGAUUGGCUCUGCUGCUGGGGCUAAUGAAAGGGAGGGUCCCGCUUGGAACAAAUUCUGGACCUCGUUGGACAACGAGACCGAAUCCUUGCACUCUCUGGAUUCAGACAGUCAAGUGAAUGUUCAAGUUCAGGACGUUUCAAGAUCUGAGAUGGCACAGUUUGCUAUAAACAACGACAUUGGGCCCUCAGAUAGCAUCUCUGUCACGGGAAUGGAAGAGAAGUCACCAGCUAAGCUGCGCGAUCCUCAAGCCGCCAAGAUCAACUUCGAUGAAGCUUAUUUUUUCAAAUUCAAGUCUCCAGUUGGAAGAAUUCACAGAAUCAGCUUCAAGCCAUCUGAAGGUGUGGUAUCGUUGAGAGAUCUGGUCAGCUCCAAGUUCAACAAGCAGGAGCAGCUGGCCCUUCAGAGAUCUCAGCAUGAGAGCUUUACCGAGAAUUUCGACUUUGCAAUCUCUUAUAUCGAUGAUGAAGGAGACGUGGUUGCCAUCACUACCGACCAGGACUUACUUGACUGUGUGUUGAUCUCGAAGCAAUUGCAGAGAGAAAAGGCUGAUCUGUAUAUCCACCAUCCAGAAACCACUCCAGACGUUGAUACUCUUCCAUCCAGAAGGGUAGCCAAGUCUUCAGUUGAAUCAAAGGGUCUGCCUAAUGAGGUUCUACUUUCGGGCGCGAUCUUUGCACUGGCUGCCGCUGUUGUGGUCGUUUUCACUUUCAGCAGAAAGUAA